AGUCUGUCUCCUCCACACACAGACAAAGAGGCAUGAUAUGGUCCGGGCCACUCAGCUGUGCAGUCUCUUAGAGGGGUCGAGGAGCAAUUGUCAAAACAUGGACUUUAGCCAAAAGGCGCACUGAAAGCUGCUUGGAAACUGCUCGGACUGGACACUAACCCUCCAGCUGACCUUGGAUAACUGAAAGGAAGAAAGUCGAGUUUUGUGACGCAACUGUACAUCCAUUUUCAUAAUGGCGAUCCCAAAUGAACUCUCUCAUUUCAACUCCACCUCAUCGCCUUAUUCAACAACAAAGAACGAUGUCAACACCUCUGUAGCCAAUUCUACUCCGCCCUGCACAGACUGGCCCAAUGUGCCCAUAACCACAGUCAUCCCCGUCAUUUUUAGUGUAAUCUGUGUGCUGGGAAUUGUAGCCAACGCCCUGGCAGUGUGCGUCCUAGCCCACACCAAUACCUCAAGGAGAACUGUGGCAAACACUUUCAUGCUCAACCUUUGUGUGUCUGACCUGCUGUUCCUGUUGUCACUCCCGCUGUGGGCCGUCUACUACGCCCAAGGCUACAAUUGGACCUUUGGCUUGUUAGCAUGUAAAGUCUGUGGAGGUCUCCUCAAUUUCAACCUGUAUGCGUCGAUCUUCUUCAUCACGAGCAUGAGUGUGGACCGCUACCUGGCCAUUGUGCACCCGCUCUGUUCCCAGAGUGCACGAGACCCCAAACGUGCCCGCCUCACGUGCAUCCUCGUGUGGGUGUUGGCAUUUGCUUGCUCGGUCCCCAACUUGUGUCUGAGGGAGCUUUAUCACCUUAAGGACAGGAAUGUGAUCGCCUGUGUGAUGAAUUAUCCUAAUGACACCUUGAAUACAACCCUGGUAUGUCUGAAGAUUGUUCUGGCCUUCCUCCUCCCUCUACUCAUCAUCUCUUGUUGCUACUGCAGAAUUGGUAGACUUCUGUUGGCUGAUACAGGGCUGGGAAGAAUGCAGAAUCUAUCAAAUGUGCCCUCAUUUAAAUCCCAAGAGAGCUGCAGUAAAGCAGAGAGAUCUCCAACCCCCUGUGUGAGCCACGGCUCCAGCGGAGGCCAACCUCGGGAGGGAAGGGGCCUCGAGCGGGUGCUGUGGAUGGUGGCUGCUGUGGUCCUGGCUUUCUUCCUCAGCUGGUUUCCCUUCCACUGUAUGACUUUCUUGCACAUACUGCAGAUUGAAGGCUGGGUGGACAGCUGCUGGGUCAACUGGUCCCUCAAAAACUUAACCCCCCUCACCCUCUCUUUGGGCUUCUCUAACUCGGCCAUCAACCCUGUGCUCUACUGCUUUAUUGGAAAGCAUUUCCGGGGACAUUUGGGAAGGCUCUGCAAGGGCCUCUGUGCUUGUUUGAAGACCCGCGGGGAGAAUCAGAGCCAGAAGAGAGGCUCUUUUAGCACCAGGCUGAGCUCCUUCUCCAGAAAACUCAGUGAUCUGAAAGACCUGGCGAUUGUGGAACACUCAGGUCCUGCUUAGUAAAGCCCUGAUUGGAGUCUUUCCCUUCUCAUUUACGGGCUUCACACCCCGAGGAGCAGCGGCGAUGUCAAGUGGCUGCUGAACUCCAAUUAGCAUGGAUGUGAGAGACGCCACUGUUACUAUAACUGACUCAGUCAAAUCCCAGCAGAGUGAGAUGCUGCAGUUUAAAGACGGAACAAAAUGUAUAAAAAUGUCAGUCUUGAGACUUUGAUGCCAAGCUGUGUAACAGACAUUUAAAUAAUGAAUUGAAUGCUUUAAAAACUACAUCAAGCAGCUGUUGUCAGUGAAGAAGCUAUACAAAACACCAUCUUUACAGUACCAGCUCUACACCAAACAAAAGACAGGCAUAGUGACUAGCUUAUAAACACAGUGGAGCAUUAAGCAGCUACAAAGCCAGAUAUUUCCCUCAGGAUGCGCUUAGUCUUUUCUUUGUCCAGAUUUGAAAAACAAAAAUUCAGUUAUUGUAGGUUGCAGGAAAAUGCUUUCAAACCUUCAUGGACUCCAGGUUCUCACAUUACAGCUACACUAGUAAGCAACUCUUCUUUUCUUGUUUUGACAUUGAAGUUGUUGGCUUUGGGGACGAUGUACAAAGUUUUGGAUGAUCAAAAAUGAUUUACCAAAUGCAGAGAAAAGGUAUAAAAGAGAAGAUCCUUUUGUUGUCUUUGUGACUAUCUUACCAGCUAGCGCUUAUUUAAAGGUUUUCUGUCGCGCUCUGUUUUAGCUAUGAUGUACCUCUGACAAUGUACAAUUCAAAGGUUUGAUAUUUUUUUUAAAUGGUAAGAAAAGUGAGAAAGAAAAGAAUAAUAUCCUUAGAGUUCAUAUAGCUCCACUGCUUUUUUUGCUAUAUGGCCAGGCCGGCAGAUGAAUGGGAUAUAAAUGUAUAAGGAUGAUUAUUUCUAAUGUUCUGUUCUUUCUUGGACCAAAAACAUUAUGCGUAUACUUGUUUAUUUUGUAUGGUAUUAUUAUGUAAAGGCAGUUAAGAAAAAUGAAUAUUAGUGUAUCUCUUUAAAUAACAAAUAAAG
Molecule: messenger RNA, 2505 nt
Organism: Labrus bergylta (ballan wrasse)
Lineage: Eukaryota; Metazoa; Chordata; Actinopteri; Labriformes; Labridae
Gene: agtr2
Product: angiotensin II receptor, type 2
Biological process (GO): cell chemotaxis; G protein-coupled receptor signaling pathway; positive regulation of cytosolic calcium ion concentration
Cellular component (GO): membrane; external side of plasma membrane
Molecular function (GO): C-C chemokine binding; C-C chemokine receptor activity
Source: RefSeq, a predicted model, not a curated record